Molecule: messenger RNA, 2158 nt
Organism: Raphanus sativus (radish)
Lineage: Eukaryota; Viridiplantae; Streptophyta; Magnoliopsida; Brassicales; Brassicaceae
Product: serine/threonine-protein kinase D6PKL3
Exons: 3
Coding region: 326-2023 (565 amino acids)
Biological process (GO): protein phosphorylation
Cellular component (GO): nucleus; plasma membrane; cytoplasm
Molecular function (GO): protein serine/threonine kinase activity; ATP binding
Source: RefSeq, a predicted model, not a curated record
ACAAAAGAAGAAAGCAAAGAAGCAAGAAACAUUGCUUUAGAGGGAACAUCGCAAGAUCGAGAAGUGUAAAAAAGUUUAACUUUCCCAAUAAACGACGAACAGAUUUCUAUUUUUUUCUUAUUAAUUUCCCCCUCUUGUCUUCGUCAUUCACCUGAAGAGAAAAAAAACAGAGGAGAGAAAGAGCAAAAGCAACUACACCUUUCUUUAAUCGAUUCUCUUUCUCUCGAUAAGACAUUGAUGGGAUCGGAUCAAGAAGACUAACUCGUCAACGAAGAAGAAAACAUUCUCGAUCAACGUCAAAAAAAAGCUGUAUCGAACACCUUCAAUGGAUCCUUCAACCGAUCACGCCUCUUCAUCUUCCAAACCAAGAAACACUCAUACCAAAUCCAAACCCUCCGUUACGUCACGUUCCAUCGACUCAAGAGCCACCAAGAAGCAAGAACCGCCGUUAUUAACAACAGAAACUUCCCCUGAAGUUCUACAACACCACUCUGUUUCAUCAUCUCACAUCACACGCAAGAAGAAACAACAAGCAGAGCCGAGGUUCUACCCUAGCCCGACCAACACGUUCUACACAGCACCGCUCUACACGGAAGCCAAGCAGAGCUUCAGCGACUGCGCGAGCACGCUCGGCGGCGUCGGAGGGAUCGAUCUCGAGAAGAUGGGUGUGUUGACGUACAGAGGAAGCACGGGGAGCGACGAGAGCAGCUCGAGCGGGCUGAGCAGCAACGGUGCCGGUUACAACAAGCCUCACAGGGCUAACAACGACAAGCGGUGGGUCGCGAUCCAGGAGGUUCGGUCUCGGGUCGGGUCGUCUCUCGAGGCUAAAGACUUCAAGCUGGUGAAGCGGCUCGGAGGAGGCGACAUCGGGACUGUUUACUUAGCGGAGUUGAUCGGAACGGGUGAGACUUUCGCCGUGAAGGUCAUGGAGAAGGCAGCUAUUGCGGCGAGGAAGAAGCUCGUUAGGGCUCAGACGGAGAGGGAGAUACUACAGUCGUUGGAUCAUCCGUUCUUGCCUACUCUCUACUCUCAUUUCGAAACGGAGAAUCACUCGUGUCUCGUUAUGGAGUUUUGUCCCGGUGGUGAUUUGCAUUCUCUCCGGCAGAAACAGCCCGGAAAGUACUUCCCGGAACAUGCUGCUAGAUUCUAUGUUGCUGAAGUGCUUCUAGCCAUGGAGUAUCUACACAUGCUUGGCAUCAUAUACAGAGACCUAAAGCCAGAGAAUGUAUUAGUACGUGAAGAUGGACACAUAAUGCUAUCAGACUUUGAUCUCUCCCUGAGAUGUUCAGUCUCUCCGACACUAGUUCGAUUCGCAGCAACCACCACACUCGAAUCCAAACCCUCAAGCUACUGCAUCCAGCCGAGCUGCGUAGACAGCCAGAGCUGCAUCGUUCAGCCAGACUGCAUCCAGCCGGUGUGUUUCACUCCACGGUUCUUAUCCAAAAGCAAGAACAAGAAGAAACUAAACGAGACGGCACGUCAAGUCAGACCACUCCCGGAGCUGAUGGCUGAGCCGACAAGCGCGAGAUCCAUGUCCUUUGUCGGGACACACGAGUACUUAGCGCCAGAGAUCAUCAAAGGAGAAGGGCACGGAAGCGCGGUUGACUGGUGGACGUUCGGGAUAUUCCUAUACGAGCUUCUGUUCGGGAAGACACCGUUUAGAGGAGACGCGAACAGAGCGACGCUGUUCAAUGUGGUUGGACAGCCGUUGAGGUUUCCUGAGCAUCCUAGUGUGAGCUUUGCGGCUAGGGACUUGAUCAGAGGGUUGCUUGUGAAAGAGCCUCAGCAUAGGUUGGCUUAUAGGAGAGGAGCUACUGAGAUUAAGCAGCACCCGUUUUUUCAGAGUAUUAACUGGGCUUUGAUCAGAUGCACCAACCCACCUCAAGUUCCACAGCCGGUGAAGAUCAUGGAUAAUGCUGCUCAGAGUCAAGGACAUGGUUGUAGCCGUAGUCGAGGAGAUGUUAAGCCGCCAACUGUUGAUGUGAAGCCUUCUGGUAAUUAUUUGGAGAUUGAUUUCUUCUGAAUUUGUCUGUGUUUCUCAGUCUUGAUUCUAUGACAAGCAUGUAUGGUACUCAAAUUGUAUAAUGAUCUUUGCUUUUGGGGAUUGUCUAGACUGUUUUGUGAUGUGUUUUUAUCUUAGUGGAUGAUUUGAUGACUA